AUGGCAUCGAUGAAGUUUGAUCUACCGCUGCUAGAUUACAAGACGAGAUUUGCACUGUGGCAAGUUAAGAUGCGGGCGAUUCUGGCGCAAUCUUUGGAUCUUGAUGAGGCGCUGGACGGUUUCGGAGGAAAUGGGCAAAAGUCAUGGACCGCUGAAGAGAAGUGGAAGGAUCGUAAGGCUCUGUCUCUGAUUCAAGUUCAUCUACAUAAUGAUAUUUUACAAGAAGUGCCGUAG
Messenger RNA from Miscanthus lutarioriparius, 234 nucleotides. The record is from the annotation of a GenBank genome assembly. Lineage: Eukaryota; Viridiplantae; Streptophyta; Magnoliopsida; Poales; Poaceae.